Molecule: messenger RNA, 312 nt
Organism: Ilex paraguariensis (yerba mate)
Lineage: Eukaryota; Viridiplantae; Streptophyta; Magnoliopsida; Aquifoliales; Aquifoliaceae
Source: the annotation of a GenBank genome assembly
AUGGGUCACCGGUGGUACAAUCGGUGUAUGAAACGUAUCAUCAGCUAUGGUGUAUCUGUUAUAACCUCGACCAAUGUUGCAACUCAUGUUUCAACUACCAAGCUUGCUAAAUACUCCUCAUGUAAAGGUGUGUGCAGUGAUCUAUGUGAUAGGCUUGCGGCUAAACAAGAAAAGAUCAAUGGUGAAACAACUGAUGUAAUUUUAGAUGUCACCAUGGGUACAAGUGUCAGAGGUGAAGGAGAAUGGACAACAGUAGGAGCAACUGAUGUAACUAUCACCUCUACUGAAGACUCUUCUUGUAAAGGUGUGUGA